Molecule: messenger RNA, 1424 nt
Organism: Folsomia candida
Lineage: Eukaryota; Metazoa; Arthropoda; Collembola; Entomobryomorpha; Isotomidae
Product: U2 small nuclear ribonucleoprotein A'
Exons: 6
Coding region: 130-966 (278 amino acids)
Biological process (GO): mRNA splicing, via spliceosome
Cellular component (GO): U2 snRNP
Molecular function (GO): U2 snRNA binding; protein binding
Source: RefSeq, a predicted model, not a curated record
AAACAUUAACAAGCGGCACUUCGCUUUGAGUAUUUGUGUAAAGUGUAAAACGCAUUACUUUAAAAAAAGGAAACACAAAAUCAAUAAACCAAUUAAAGAUUGAAAAAGUAGCGUGAUAACGUAUUAAAAAUGGUGAAACUAACUCCAGACCUUAUCAACAAUUGCAUUCAAAGGAUUAAUCCUAUUCGAGAUCGGGAACUUAAUUUACGAGGAUUGAAGAUCCCUAUGAUUGAGAAUCUUGGAGCCACCUUGAACCAAUUCGACACAAUCGACUUCUCAGAUAAUGACAUUCGGAAAUUGGACAACUUUCCCCUGCUUCCCCGACUCAAAAACAUUAUCUUGAAUAACAAUCGCGUCGUUCGCAUAAGUCCCACAUUGCAUGAAGUCAUACCGUCCCUGGAGUCGCUCGUUUUGACUAAUAAUAUGCUACAGGAUUUAGGAGAGAUUGACAACUUAUCAAAAUUGCAGCAUUUAACUCAUUUAACACUUCUCUUCAGUCCCGUCUCGACCAAGGAGUUUUUCCGACAAUAUGUAAUCUUUAGACUUCCACAACUCAAAGUUUUGGACUUCAAAAAAAUUACAAUGAAGGAACGAGACGAAGCAAAAGCCUUCUUUAAAUCUAAGCGUGGAAAGGAAAUCAGAAAAGAAAUCGCUACAAAUCGUUCCACAGACGAAGAAUUUGUUGAAGACGAUGACGAAGAAGCAACCUCCGUGUCUAAUGGAAUUGCAUUGAAAUCUUCGCACAAAGCAGUCCGAAGGGGACAACUCCUGGCUGAAAAUACGAGUGAAGUUAACGAGAAAAUUAAAGAAGCAAUCAGAAAUGCGACAUCUCUAGAAGAAAUUGAAAGAUUAAAUCAAGUGCUGAAAAGUGGGCAAAUUCCUCAGUUUAUGACAGGUUCCACGACGAUCACGGAAACAUUAGCAACUGCGGCAGGGGGAGAGGUAGAAGAAAUGGAAGAUAAUUAAGAAUAUACUAAUAUACACUUUGUGAUGUUAUGUAAAUGUAACACUAUGUAAUGUUGUAUUGUACUCUUAUUGAUAACCUGCUUUCAACUGCGUACCUCCUUUUCUUUCUAUAGGUUCUAAAAAAUAGUAUAUCUGUGUUAUUUUUUUCUACUAUUUUAUAGCCGAUGUAUACUAGUUGUUGAGGAGGUUGACUAACAUAGUUUUUUGCUAAACUGUGUGGUUUGCUAUAACCAACUGAUUCCCCCAUCUCUUGUUUUGUACGACUCAAACCUAGUACUAUAUCAUUUUCAUGAUAUCGUAGUACAUACGCCGCUAAUUAUAACAAAAUUAGGAUAUUUACUGCUCUAUUUAUUACAAAGGUACUAGUUAUGAUAAGCUAGGUCGACUAUGAAGGUAUUUUACUUUGCUCCUAAAGAUGGGUUUAUUAGUAUUAAUAAAGUUCAUCUAUUUGUGUAAAA